UCUGUGACUGGCUCAGCCUGGCUGGGCUAUGAUUUGCUGGUCUCUCUGGAAAUCUCCGAGACUUUCAGUGUCUCCAGCGGCUGCGAUUCGAUUUUUGCGAAUGGGAAGGAGAUGAAGAGCAAAGUGGACACGAUCGUGAACUUUACCCACCAGCACUUCACCUCGCAGUUAGAGGUCACCGUCUGGGCGCCCAGACUCCCCCUGCAGGUCGACAUCUCGGAUACGGAGCUGAGCCAGAUCAAAGGGUGGAGGAUCCCAGUGGCUUCCAACCGAAGGCCCGCCAGAGACAGCGAGGACGAAGACGACGAGGAAAGGAAGGGCAGAGGCUGCUCUCUGCAGCAUCAGCGCGCCCUCGUGCGCGUCCUCACCCAGUUCGUGGCCGAGUCACCCAACUCGGGUCAGCUGAGCUACAUGCUGGGCCCCGACUGGCAGUUUGACGUCACUGACCUCGUGAUGGAUUUCAUGAAGGUGGAAGAGCCGAGAAUUGCUCAGCUACAGGACGGCAGGACCCUGGUGGGCCGGGAGCCGGGCAUCACCACCGUGCAGGUCCUGUCGCCUCUCUCUGACUCCAUCCUGGCUGAGAAGACGGUGACCGUCCUGGAUGACCGUGUCACCAUCGUGGACCUGGGCGUGCAGUUGGUGGCCGGCUUGUCUCUUUUCCUGCAGCCUCACAGGUUGGACAAAAGAGCCAUCAUUUCAACAGCAGCUGCCCAGGAUGUUCUUCAAGCCCCACAGCAAGAAGCAAUAGUCAGUUCUUGGAUUCUGUUCAGUGACGGUUCGGUGACACCUUUAGACAUUUACGAUCCCAAGGAUUUUUCGGUCACUGUCUCAUCAUUGGAUGAAAUGGUGGUGUCUGUCCAGGCAAACCUUCAGUCCAAAUGGCCGGUUGUCGUUGCAGAGGGGGAAGGGCAAGGGCCCUUGAUUAAACUGGAAAUGAUGAUCAGUGAGCCCUGUCAGAAGACCAAGAGGAAGGGCGUUCUUGCCGUGGGUAAAGGGAACGUCAAGGUCAAAUUUGAAGCAAAUACUGGUGAGCACCAAGGAGGCACCAACGACGUUGAGGGCGGCAGUCGGGAAUAUAAAGACCACGUGAGGAACAGCAUAGGGCGCGAAGGAGGCCAGGAGAGGGCAGUGCAGCAGCGGUUCCAACAUGGCGCCCCUGCCGGCCACGGGGAAAGUACCAACCAAAGCACAACCCCGCAGUCUCCCAUGGAAGGAACGGAUAAGAAGCUGCUCAAGAGUGGUGGUCCAGACGCCUUUACAAGCUUCCCCACUCAAGGGAAGUUACCGGAACCCCAUAAUCCUAGUGACCUUACGGUGACCUCCAGGGGGUUGACCGACUUGGAGAUCGGCAUGUACGCCCUGCUCUGCGUCUUCUGCCUGGCCAUUUUGGUCUUCUUAAUUAACUGUGUGGCGUUUGCCUGGAAAUACAGGCACAAAAGAUUCGCCGUGAGCGAGCAAGGCGACAUCCCCCAUUCCCACGACUGGGUCUGGCUGGGGAACGACGUGGAGCUUUUGGAGAACCCGGUGGACGUGACCCUCCCGUCGGAGGACUGCACGACCAUGAUCGACAGGGGGCUGCAGUCCGAGGAGAGGAACUUCCUUCUGAACGGCGGUUCCCAGAAGACUUUCCCUAGUCAGCUGCUCAGACCUUCUGACUUUGUCUACGAGAAAGACGUGACAAACGAACCUCUGAGUUCGUCCGGCCCAAAGAGGAAGAGGGUCAAGUUUACGUCCUACACCACCAUCCUCCCGGAGGACGGCGGUCCGUACACCAGCUCCAUCCCGUUUGACAGUGAUGACAGCAUCCAGUGGGUGUGCCCAGACGUGGGGCUGGGGGCGUCCCAGGGCUUCCGAGAGUACAUGGAGAGGCUGCAGGACCGGAUGUAAAAUCCUUUCUCCUGUCUGUAUUUACCUUUAUGCCUUCUGCCUUUUGAAUGGUGGAGCCUGAGUCUGACCAGCAAUAGGGGAUGAGUUAACAAAGCUUCGUCUGUGG
This is a messenger RNA of Lipotes vexillifer (Yangtze River dolphin), 1993 nucleotides long. Its product is annotated as transmembrane protein 132B-like. The transcript has 6 exons. The coding region runs from base 112 to 1887 and encodes 591 amino acids. NCBI's taxonomy places the organism in Eukaryota, Metazoa, Chordata, Mammalia, Artiodactyla, Lipotidae. The record is from RefSeq and is a predicted model, not a curated record.